AUAUAAAGUUGUGCAUGACAUGGUAUUUUCAAAUUGUGUUCAGAAUAGAAAAUAUCGUAACAAAUUAGAAAAAAAAAUAGAACUACAAUGCGUGCAUCUUCGAUCUUCAUUCACGUCUUGUUUUGUGUGCUUUCCCAUCUCAGUUCUGUACAAUGUGACGAUCCCUUAGGACAUCUUCAGCCCCUCGGAUCCCACAUGCCACCAAUUAACAUCGAUGUAAUCGAUACUCCACCAAGUCCACAAGAAUUUCUGGAGAAAUAUGUCAAGGUUAAUAAACCAGUCGUCAUCAGAGGGGCAGCAAAAGCAUUUGAUAUUUUUAAUACAUGGAAAAAUGAUGAAUAUCUCAGGGAGAAGUAUGGAAAAUGGCUUGCCCCGGUAGAAAUCGGAAAAUACGAAGCACACUUCAACGAAACCGUAAUAAAAAUUUCGUUUGAUUGGUUCUUGUCAAACUAUAAAGAUAAAGAAUUGAGCAUUAUAAGAGAUAUAGUUUCUAAGAAUCCAAUGAGAGAUGAAAUAUCUUUAAUGAAAUCGAUGUCAUGUGGCGGGUAUCACGAUCGCGUAACGAAUGUAAUAUUUAUAUUCUCAUCCGGUUCUGGUCAGUCAGCAAUACAUUGGGAUCCUGCGGAAAACAUGCAUUGCUUACUUGACGGAACAAAGGAAUGGACAAUAAUACACCGGAAAGAUCGCCACAUUCUUCCAGAAUACAACGAAUCUAGAGUGUACUCUGUUGUGGAUCCAAUGAGAGUCGACAUGAAAAAAUAUCCAGUAAUGCAAGAUAUGCCUUGGUAUCAUGCUUCUAUCGAAGCAGGAGAUUGUCUGUUCAUUCCAAACAACUCACCGCACUACGUAAAAUCGGGAGAUUCGAGAAAUAUGGCAGUUUCAAUUUGGUUUGCUGCACCGAAAUCGCUCGAUCUCAAGGACUGUCCAGAAAACAUGGAAAAUCUUCCGAAUUCAGUACCACUAGGUCGAUCGCUCAUUUCGAGAUUAGAAAAUUUCAAGGCUAUGCUGUAUAUGAUGAUAGACAACCGAGGCGAUGAGUUGAAAGAGGAGAAGUUUUUCCAUGAUAUUGAAUACCCCGGCAUGGACUAUUAUGAUGACGCUGUGAAAGUAUGGGAAGCAAUAGAUACAGACGAUGACGGUGUCAUUACUGCGAAAGAGAUCGAAGAUAUCACGGAUAUAUCUGAUGAAGUUUUGGAUGCGUUUUCAUUGGACGUAGAUAAAUAUGAAGAAGAUGAGGAACUGACUAAAAUUGUCAUGAAGGCGAAAGAAGAGUUAUGAAAAUGACUGACAAAGUGAUUCAAAAUUUUUCAUGACUCGUCUUAGUAAAAUUAACAACUGACAAUGAGGAUUAAAAAUACAAUAGGUUUUUUGCAUUGUAGAUAAAAAUGAUGAAUGAAUAUAGUAAAAAAAUGAUAAAGUACAUGAGUGAGAUCAAAUAAAAUUAUGCGAAUGUACUAAUAUAAUGUGAAUGGUUCGUUAUUUUGCCGACUAGGGUUAUUUAAUUAAAAAAUACUCUAAAAACACAGCUUA
This is a messenger RNA of Styela clava, 1530 nucleotides long. RefSeq names its product jmjC domain-containing protein D-like. Gene Ontology annotation, molecular function: calcium ion binding. The record is from RefSeq and is a predicted model, not a curated record. Lineage: Eukaryota; Metazoa; Chordata; Ascidiacea; Stolidobranchia; Styelidae.